UGAAAUCUGCUGGGUUUCGCCCGCGCAGGUUCGAAUCCUGCUGUCGACGUUUUCAUCUUUUGGUUUAUUUUUUUUUUCGCCAUUGUUUAUAUCUUUGAAUGUAUAAGAGGUUAGGGUAUUAGGAUCUCUAAAUCCAGUGGUUUUGGCGCUGAAUGAGUGUGAGGGGAUUAGAAUGGAAGAACAAUUGGGGAACGGCAUGAUGUCGAGGUCGAAAACGACGCAGGAGUUGGCGAUGGAAGGGCAGCAGUACUUGGAAGAAACCAUAGAGUUCGCUUUCCAGAUCCUCUCUUCCAUGAACGACGAGCUCUGCAACCCUGUUUUGUGGUCCACCUCUCCCUCCGCCACUUCUACCUCCCCCAAUGCCCCCUCCGCCACCACUGACUCCGCUUCAGACAACUCAAAUAUUCACUCUGACGGCGCCACAGCUUCUGCCGGCGCUGGAGGCGCCCUCGAAGAGGCUCGCCUGCGGUACAAGAACGCUGUCGCCGCGCUUCGGACCAUUCUCACUGCCAUUCCUAACUCCCAGAAGUCAAAAUCAUUUGAUACCGGCUCAGCUGCUAGCCCUGCAGAUGAAGCUGAAAUUGACAAGUUGGAGGAGCGAGCCUCAUCUCUAAGAAAGGAGCUUGCCAACAAGAACUUACUCCUGAAGACACUAAUAGAUCAACUGCGUGAUCUUAUCUCUGAUAUAUCAACGUGGCAAAGUCCGUUAUCAACCUAAAGUUGUGGAGUGGUUCCGAAUAUGGAAACUUGAUUCUGAGUACAGUAAAUGACAAUAAGGCUAGGUGUAUCUUUAAUGAUGAUAGUUUGUAUUUUGUAGAUUUUUUGCUUAUAAAUUUUGUAAAAGAAAGCGUAACUAACUACUUUCUUUUGAACUCUAGAAAAGAAUUCCUGUAUUUUGUCUAUGAUGAAACUUGUUUGUCUCAUCAUUUUUUUCAAUUUAUAUCUCGUUAUUUAGGUGAAUACAA
This is a messenger RNA of Vigna radiata var. radiata (mung bean), 965 nucleotides long. Its product is annotated as mediator of RNA polymerase II transcription subunit 30. NCBI's taxonomy places the organism in Eukaryota, Viridiplantae, Streptophyta, Magnoliopsida, Fabales, Fabaceae. Gene Ontology annotation, cellular component: mediator complex. The transcript is spliced from 3 exons. The record is from RefSeq and is a predicted model, not a curated record. The coding region runs from base 173 to 718 and encodes 181 amino acids.